Molecule: messenger RNA, 1640 nt
Organism: Trifolium pratense (red clover)
Lineage: Eukaryota; Viridiplantae; Streptophyta; Magnoliopsida; Fabales; Fabaceae
Exons: 7
Coding region: 249-1472 (407 amino acids)
Biological process (GO): chromatin remodeling
Cellular component (GO): Ino80 complex
Source: RefSeq, a predicted model, not a curated record
AAAGUGAUGGGAUUGAGAAAAAUAGAAGAAUUUUAACGAUUAAAACCCUAAAACAAGAAACUCAUCGGUUCCAUGAAAUCAAAAAAGAUAAAAUGCAUAUGCUGCUUCAUUCACUGCCCUUUUAUAUAUCAGAAGAAACAAGUUGGAGAAGUCACACACAACUCGCCGGAAAACAAAAAAUUGGCCUCGCCGGAAAACACCGUCCGAGUUUAUCGUCGUAAGGCGAAAGUCCUCCAGAAACAGUGACAAUGUCCAGGCUUGCAAUUGAUUCCAUUAUGACGAGAAAAAGAAGUAAUGUGUCACGAAAACCUAGGGCAAAUACUGAUGCAAUAUUUCAGAAUUACUUUGGAUUGUUACCACAUGCUGAGAAAGAGAAUGUGAGAGAUGCAGUAGUUGUUUCUGAUGGAUUAGGAACUACUAACAAGCUCAAGAAGCUAAAGCUUAAGUUUGGGGGUGUUACUCAUACUAUUCAUACCAAGUCUAAGUCUGGAAAUUCCGAUGCUCGUAACCCUAAGGACAAUGCAGAUAAUAACGAUGUCCGUUCUUUUGAUAAGAGAGAGGUUGGGGACAAAUUGGGUAAGCUCCCAAGAACUGAAUCUUCUUUUGCAUCUGAGAGUCAUUCACAUAAAAGAAAGGCAACUGGACAGCAUUCCCGUAAGAGUAAGCGGGCCAAUGAGAGGCGUGCCUUGGGUGUGGGAUUUAGUGAUGAAGAGGAUGAAGAUGCAGAACUUCAUUUUCUUGAAAAAAUCAGUUCAUCAAAAAGAGCAAUUAGUCGCCAUAACAAUAAUCAAGGAGGCUUAGCAAUGCGUGGCAUUGGUGAGGAUCAGGACUAUGUGGAAGAAGACCGAACAUCAAGUGACGAGUCAAUAUUAGAGGGGAAGAAGUCAAAGAGCGAAUCUGUUAAUUUACUUGUACCAAGAAAGCAAUCCACACGCAACAAUCGUAAUGGUUCACUUGAUUCUUUCAAAGACGUGUUAUCUGGUCCAGUUGCAAGCUUUAUUGACAUCCCAGAUAAAAAGGGCAAAUUAUCAGAGGAGCAGCUAAUCAAGAAAGCUGAGGCUGCAAAAAGACGGAAAAUUCAAUCGGAGAAGGCAGCUAAGGAGGCUGAGGAGGCGGCCAUUAAGAAGAUACUCGGUCAAGAUUCUGCUAAGAAGAAGAAAGAGGAAAAGAUGAAUAAGCGCAGGGAUGAAAUGGCCAAGGAAAAAUGUAGCAAACCCUUCAAUCUAGCAUUGAACACUGUUCGAUGGACUAUGGGUCCCAAUGGAACCGUAGUAACUUUUUCAGAAGAUAUUGGUCUACCAAGUAUCUUCCAAACAAUACCUAACAGUUAUCCUCCCCCAAGAGAAAGGUGUGCAGGUCCAAACUGCACUAAUGCUUACAAGUAUCGGGAUUCCAAGUCAAAGCUUCCCCUUUGCAGUCUUGGUUGUUACAAAGCAAUUCAUGAAAAAAUCUCACCUGUGCUUGCAUGUUAGGCCUUGUGAAUAGUAGAAAACACGGGCUAAAUGGUGGAGCCAACAUUUGAAAAUACGUAGUUAGAUUUGAUGUUUGCAGGAACUGUUGGUCUGGGGAAUAUAUUAUGCAGUAACUGUUUGGUCAGGGGGUUAUAUUAUGCAGUAAUAUAUGAGAAAUGAUUAUCCUAA